AUGGACAUCAGAGAAAUAGAAUUUUCUCAAAUUAAAGAUUCACACAGGGUAUUCUUUCUCUAUGCUCUAGAAAUAAAAUAUCUACUUAAAAUAUACAUAAUGUAGAUUCCAUUCUUCAACAAGAUAAGAUAAAAUCAUUGAAAAUUUCAAUUUUUAAUAAAAUGAAAUUGUUGAUGAUGAAAAUUCAGCACAAAAAUAAUCUUUUUAAAACUAUUACAUACUUAUAAUAAAUACUUUCCACAAAGACAUUGUGCGGGGACGGAUGGUCAGAAUACCAAACACAAUUUACCGAAGACCGAGAAUCAAGAGCCAUCCCUGUAUCCUCUAGAAUACAGUGGACACUAGAGAGAGGUAGUCGCACAGGAGGUUUAUUAAGCUUAUUAACGGACUAUACAAGGGUGGACGUACAUAUCUACGUCGGUGGUCGUGGAAAGUAUGGCUAGCCAGAAGGGGCACAAGGGUAGAAGAUAAUGGUACGUGUGUGUGUGCCUUACUCUACCCCUUCAUUUUAUAUGGCAGAAUUCGAGAUUUCGGCUUGUCAUACCUAUAAUUAUCACUUUCCUUUGGGUUAUUUCCUCUCCGUCUAAUUAAUUUGUACCUUCUCACUAUCUGUCUUCAAGUAUCAAAUUUAGUUCAAUUUAUGCUGAAAUCAAAUCAAAAAUUUCAAUUAUACAAAUAAAAGAGAAUCCUACGUAGAAAAUUCAAAAUUAGCUGUUUACAGAUAACUUUACAUAGCGAAUGAAAUUUCAUUUUCAGUAUAUUUCCUAUUUUAUGAAUUUUUUCUGAAAAAUUUUUAAACUUUUUUUAAAUCUUUGAAUUAAACGAAUUAAAAUUUUUUAUAAUUUAGCUUAUAAGAAAAAUUAUAUAUAUAAUUUAAUAUAUAAAUAAUAUAUAUAAUUUAAUAUAUAAAUAAUAUAUAUAAUUUAAUAUAUAAAUAAUAUAUAUAAUUAUAUAUAUAAUUUUUCUUAUAAGCUAAAUUAUAAUUUCCCUCAUAUUCGUUGUUACAAUAAUAAAAAUAUUUUGCCUUUCUUAAAUUUUAUUCGAUAUAUAUAAGAGAAUUACAAGUAUGAUAACUAUGAAAAAGGACAGAUGUCGAUGAAAUUAAAACAAUAUUACGAUAAUAAUAAUCGUACAAUAAUUUAUCUUCUAAAUCAAUCACCCUCUUUCAUAGGCUUGUUAUAUUCCUUGACUGCAUCCCCCUUCCUAUAAUCACGUGGCCACCCCAACGAGUAUUAUUAGCUGCACGCUUUGCAAUUGGAUUAACGAAAGCGGAAUUGCAUCGACGGAAACGGAAACGGCAUGGAUUGUUUCGCAUAGUCACGAAGGCCUACCACUUUUGCUUGUUUCAUUUAAUGGAAAUACUUGCCAGUACCAUGAGACAAUCAUCGUCGAAUCACGAUAAUUUUAAACUUUAUUACAUGUAUCAUUAACUAACUUUCUAUCUCUUUUAAAUAAAGAUUAUAAAGGCAAUGAAAUUUCAAAGUUUUAUCCUGUACUAAGUUUUUGUUCUUUAAAAAGAACGAAAUUAACUGUGUCAACUAAGAUUUCACUUAAUUAAUUUUCAAAAUACAAUAUCAACGUCAUACAAUGUCAACUAAGAUUUCACUUAAUUAAUUUUCAAAAUACAAUAUUCAUUGUUGCUUAUGAUUGUUUUCCACAUUCCUGGAUUUCAUAUUUAAUAAUUUGUUAAUUAAUAGUAUUAGUGGUUUAAGAUUAUAA
Heterotrigona itama is the source of this 1719-nucleotide messenger RNA. NCBI's taxonomy places the organism in Eukaryota, Metazoa, Arthropoda, Insecta, Hymenoptera, Apidae. The record is from the annotation of a GenBank genome assembly.